CUCGUCUACUGCCCCUGCUGGGAUCCCUGGAACUUGGGACCACGGAAACUAAUCGAGACCCCUCAGCCACCAAGAAAGACCUCCCCAGUGAAAUCCAAGCUAACUCCUCCUCCUCCGGCUUCAAAAAAACAAAAUUAUGCCCAACUGAUAACAAAAUCUGUUAUUGCCCCAAAGCUUGCACUACACCUUAUCUUCCACCUUGAGGCCCAGGAAAUAAUAAACGUGUCACCUGGCUACCGCUUAGUUCGGAAUAGGGAGCAGAUUUGCGUCACCUUGGGAGACGAGAUGUCUGCUAGGAAAAAGCAUUCAGAAUCAGAGAACAUGGACAAAGUCAGGACUUCCAGGACUGCUAUCAUUACUGACCUCGAAGAACAGAUCUCAGAGCUGACAGCGAUAAUAGAGCAAAUGAACAGAGCCCAUCGUUCUGCCCAAAAACUGCUCGCCAAUGAAAUGGAUCUCCGCUGUGCUGAGAUGCAGAAGAACUUUGAAAGCAAGAGGAGAGAACUCGAGGAGACUCACGCAGCACAGCUCAGUGAGCUGGAGAAAAACUACAAAGCAGCCUUGAAGGCAGAGAAGUUGGCUGCCCAGGAUAAACUAGAGGAUAUGGGAAAGGAAUAUAAGUAUCUGAAGAAUAUGUUUCAUAUAUAUCAGGACAGCAUUUAUGAUGGAAUGGAGAAGUGGUCAGAGAAGAAGGCAGAAUGGGAGAAGGAGUGGGAAAAGAUCCUGUUACAGCAAAGUGAGUACAGAAAGUUUAGACUUUUUGAUGACAGAUGCACCAAGAAACUAGCAUUAAGUUUGGUCUCAACUUGAGGAAGGCAGCCUUGAAGUCACGAAGGAUGAUGGGGGAGCUGCAUGGCUGGACUCCUGAAUGGAAAGGUGCCUGGAGUCUUCAAGAAAGUGCAACAAGGAUAGAGUCUUUUAUGUAGUUUAGCCACCUGAGGGUCUCAACCAUACCCUCCAGAACUCACUGAUUGCAAGUUUGGCAAUCAUGUGCUGGAACGAGCUUGUGGACAUCUGUAGGAUUGCAGACUUGUUUUCUGGGUACAGGUGACCCCGAAGUUCCAGAAAAAAAGCUCUUGAAUUAGUUUCAAAUAUUCACUUGUUGGGGGAGGGGCAACACAGUCCAUACUCCCACGUCCCCCCUAGAGGAAGCCAUGUUUGAUAUAUUUUUCAAUUGAGAUAUAUUUUAAUUGAUAUAAGGUGUACAACAUGUUGAUUUGAUACAGUCAUAUAUUGCUGUGUAUUUUUUAAAUAUUUCCAACACUUAGCACAGAGCCUGGAUCAUACAUAGUGCCCUAUAGGACACUUUCCUACCUCCACUGAGCUUCUUCAUAAAUGGAAAAAAGAGAGAGAAAUCUCUGGAAACUGCUCCCUGACCUAGAGGACUAGUUGAGGUAGAAUUGGGGGCUCUAUAAACCUAUUCCACAUCCUAGCCCAACACAAUUCAGAUCAGAUUUAGUUGAUAUUCACAAAUCACUCAUAUAAAUGCAGAUACUCCCUGGGAAAGGUCAUCCUUAAAGCCCUUCCCACCCUGGACUCCCAGGAGGUAGCAUGAAGACCCUGGAGUCAAGGCUGGGGAAUGGGGUGUGGAGCUGCUCCUGUCUGAGUCUUUACCUGGAAUCUUGGUGUAGCAUAGCCCACGUCAUCACCCGGACUCCCAGCUACUCGUACUACGCUCAUCCCAUGUUGCCAGAGUCUAUGCUAAGAUGCUACGAGCAGUUUUGGAAGACCGGAAUUUAGCUGCUCAUAGUGUAGCUCAGUCCAGACUUAUCUUGUGAGCCCGGGGGUUGCCUCCCUAUCCACCCCUAGCACCACGAUGCUGAAGAAGAACUUUGUGUAAGACCUGCACCCGUCCUUCCCCCUGUUUAGUACUGGGGCUCUGCUGGCAGGUUCCCCUGUCCCCCAAAUACACUUAAGCCUAGCUCUGCCCCAGGGCUAAGUAUACAUUUUAUUGAAUAAAUUUUAUUGAAUAAAGAAUAAUAAAUUUUAUUGCUAGAAAAGUCACAUGAGCCAAGAGUUGUAUUUUAAGGUAAGAGUAUCAAAAAAACAUGGUGAUUGCUUCAGCAAAGGGAAUGGACAAAAUAAUAAG
Globicephala melas (long-finned pilot whale) is the source of this 2089-nucleotide messenger RNA. It is a transcript of the gene FLACC1, whose product is annotated as flagellum associated containing coiled-coil domains 1. NCBI's taxonomy places the organism in Eukaryota, Metazoa, Chordata, Mammalia, Artiodactyla, Delphinidae. Gene Ontology annotation, cellular component: cytoplasm. The record is from RefSeq and is a predicted model, not a curated record.